AUGUUGGGCCUGCCCCCCUCAGCCAGCCAUGGCACCUCUGACGCCUCUCACAUCAGCAUAGAUGGGGCAUGGGCUGUGGCAGAGGUGGGAGCUGUGGCCAGAGGGGCUGAAGAGUCAGUGGUUGUCGAGGCCCAACGGACACACACUGCUCUGGAGCAGCUGCAGCAGAAGAUCUUGAAGAUCACUGAGCAGAUUCGCAUAGAACAGGAGGCACGAGAUGACAACGUGGCUGAGUACUUCAAGCUGGCCCACAAUGCCAAUAGGCAUCAGGCUUUCCGUAUCAGACAGGUGUUUGAAAAGAAGAACCAGAAGUCUGCACAGACCAUCACCCACCUGCACAAGAAGCUAGAGCAUUAUCACAAGAAGUUGAAGGAGCUACAGCAGCAUGGUCUAGGCCAUCAGCAUAACAGUGUGCUGGUGGACAUGCAGCAGGGGCUGAAGGAUGUAGGGGCCAACAUACGAGCAGGGAUCAGUGGCUUUGGUGGAGGUGUGGUGGAGGGGGUCAAAGGAGGGGUGUCAGAACUCACCCAUACUGCUGUGGUAUAUAAGCCAACAGAGUUUGCCAGCUUGAUCUGCAACAAAUUUGACAACACAGACACCAUAGAGGACGCUGUAGAGGGGCAUUCAGACGACGCACCCCUGAGUGGCAGCUUCACCUUGGCCUCCAGCCCCAAGUACGGCAGUGAUGACGAGUGCUCCAGUGACGGUAGUGAUGACGAGUGCUCCGGGGCUGGGGGACAAGAGGGGAUGUUAGGGCUGGGGCCAGCCAGGCUGGAUGGGCACCACCGUCACAGUUCCUGGGACUCCCAGCUGGUAGACCUGCAGGAGAUCAAAGCCAGCCAGGCCCACAUGGAGGACGCCAUCGAGGACAUGAAGAGUCAACUGCAGAGUGACUACUCCUACAUGAACCAGUGCCUGCAGGAGGAGAGAUACAGGUAUGAGCGACUGGAAGAGCAGCUGAAUGACCUGACAGAGCUGCACCAGAAGGAGAUGUCCAACCUGAAACAUGAGCUGGCCAGCAUGGAGGAGAAAGUGGCCUACCAGUCUGAUGAGAUAACCCGAGACUCUCAGGAAGCAGUGGAGUCGUGCCUGACCCGCAUCACUAAGUUGGAGCUCCAGCAGCAGCAGCAGCAGGUGGUGCAGUUGGAGGGCGUGGAGAACGCCAACGCCCGCACCCUGCUGGGCAAAUUCAUCAACAUCAUCCUGGCACUCAUGGCCGUAGUGCUGGUGUUCAUCUCCACCCCAGCCAACUUCAUCACUCCGCUCAUAAAGACCCAAGAUCGGGGGGCCGCCACCAUCCUACUGGCCCUUUUUCUGUUCAUCCUUUGGAAGCACUGGGACUUCCUAGUGCUCUGGCUACUGCCAGGCUGAACCCUCCACAGGCCAACACCUACACACAUUGUUUAAACUUGACCUACCACCUAUAAGAUAUAAAUAAAUCUUGAUACACAUGUGGCUGAGAAGAUAAGCUUUAAAAGAAUACAUAUUUUUCAACACAAAUUGUACCUGCAAUUAAUCCAAAUAUUUCUAAACAAUAUACAGAAUAUAAAAUGUUUUUUUUCAUCUCAUUAAAUUGGGAAAACUACCUCCCCAGUAACAAAUGUAGGCCAAGGAAAGCCUACACUGCUGCCUGCAACAUUGAAUCAUUCCAGAAUGCCUGACUCAUUAUUCUGAUUUUGAAGGCAGCUAAUCAUUUUUUUGUAAUCAAUUUAAUUCAGCACUUAAUCAGAUCCACGAGGAGCCUAAUGAAUAAUUCAGUGUCGUCCUCUGAGAACCUCCUGGGGUCAAAGAUGAACGCUUUUCUGACAGGCAGCUAGCUAGCUGCGUCACACAACCAGCACACUGCUGCACACCUCAGCAAGAAUAGAAUCUGAACUUAAUAGUUGCCUGCCCUACAGUAGCUUGCUUGAAUUUGGAGACUGAGCAAUUAGACUAUAGGCUGCCGCAGUGCAAUAUACUGUAUAUGAUAUCUCGAGGUGGUUGUGGUUUCAACACUAUGGUCUAGUGUGGAACACAGUUGUGUAAAUCUGUUCUUUGAUUGUGGGUGUAAGUUGAGUGUAAAUAAAAAAUCAAUAGGUGU
Molecule: messenger RNA, 2080 nt
Organism: Oncorhynchus keta (chum salmon)
Lineage: Eukaryota; Metazoa; Chordata; Actinopteri; Salmoniformes; Salmonidae
Product: transmembrane and coiled-coil domains protein 2-like
Exons: 3
Coding region: 1-1371 (456 amino acids)
Biological process (GO): amyloid precursor protein metabolic process
Cellular component (GO): endomembrane system
Source: RefSeq, a predicted model, not a curated record